Molecule: messenger RNA, 1248 nt
Organism: Mucor velutinosus
Lineage: Eukaryota; Fungi; Mucoromycota; Mucoromycetes; Mucorales; Mucoraceae
Exons: 7
Coding region: 1-1248 (415 amino acids)
Cellular component (GO): mitochondrion
Molecular function (GO): acyl-CoA dehydrogenase activity; flavin adenine dinucleotide binding
Source: RefSeq, a predicted model, not a curated record
AUGUUGAGAUCUGCUACCCGUUCCAUCAACUUGAUUUCUCGUUCUAUUCCCAAGAGAACUUUCACUCAAUCAGCCAUUGCUCGUAAUGCUGCUGGUCUUCCUACCUCUCUCCAAGCCUUCACCGAAGAAGAGUUGAUGCUCAAGGAUGCUGUCUCCAGAUUCGCCCAAGAGGUUGUUAAGCCCAAGGUGUCUGAAAUGGACGAAACUGAGAAGCUCGAUGCCACUGUCUUGAAGGGCCUUUUUGACCAAGGUCUUAUGGGUAUUGAGACUGAUGCUGACUAUGAUGGUGCCAACUGCUCGUUCACCUCUGCCAUCAUCACUAUUGAAGAACUCGCCAAGGUGGAUCCCUCCAUCAGUGUUAUCUGUGAUGUUCAAAACACUUUGGUUGGUACUCUUGUUCGCAAGUAUGGUAAUGCCGAUGUCAAGAAGCGAUUCCUCCCCAAGUUGGCCACCGAAUCUGUUGGUUGUUUCUGUUUAUCUGAAGCAGGCUCUGGUUCUGAUGCUUUUGCUCUUCAAACUCGUGCUGUUGAAAAGGACGAUCAUUAUGUUAUCAGCGGUUCCAAGAUGUGGAUCACCAACUCUGGCGAAGCUGAUAUUUUCUUGGUCUUUGCCAACGUAGAUCCCUCCAAGGGUUAUAAGGGUAUUACCUGCUUUAUUGUUGAGAAGGAGAUGGGUGUUCAAGUCGCCAAGAAGGAGAGCAAGUUGGGUAUCCGUGCUUCAUCCACAUGUGUCCUGAACUUUGACGAGAUUGUCGUCCCCAAGGAGAACAUUCUCGGUGAAGUCGGUAAGGGUUACAAGUACGCUAUUGAAAUCUUGAACGAAGGCCGUAUCGGUAUUGCUGCUCAAAUGAUUGGUACUGCUCAAGGUGCCUUUGACAUUGCCUUGCCUUAUCUCUUCCAAAGAAAGCAAUUUGGUCAAUUCAUUGGUGAUUUCCAAGCCAUGCAACAUCAAUAUGCACAAAUUGCCACUGAAAUCGAAGCUGCCAGACUCUUGACUUACAAUGCUGCUCGUAUGAAGGAAGAAGGCAAGAGCUUCAUUAAGGAAGCUGCCAUGGCUAAAUUAUACGCAUCCCAAGUGGCUGAACAUGCUGCCUCCAAAGCUAUUGAAUGGUGUGGUGGCGUUGGUUUCACUCGUGAAUUGGGUGUUGAAAAGUUCUACAGAGACGCCAAGAUUGGUGCCAUUUACGAAGGUACUAGCAACAUCCAACUUCAAACGAUUGCCAAGUUGGUUUCCUCUGCAUACAAAUAG